AUGGAGCUUCUUCGCAAACGAGAUAACCCUGAAUACAAGUAUACAAUAGCCAUGAUGGGCUAUGGUCCCGAAGAUAAAAAUGCUGUGCUGGAGUUGACGUACAACUAUGGCGUCACUGAAUAUGAAAAGGGAAAUGGUUAUGCUCAGAUGGCAAUAGGCACAGAUGAUGUUUAUAAAACAGCAGAAGCAAUUAAACUAUGUGGUGGGAAGAUUACCCGAGAACCUGGACCCCUACCUGGUAUCAACACCAAGAUUACGGCUGUCCUGGAUCCUGAUGGUUGGAAGACGGUUUUUGUUGAUAAUAUCGAUUUUCUCAAGGAACUGGAAUGA
This is a messenger RNA of Ilex paraguariensis (yerba mate), 330 nucleotides long. The record is from the annotation of a GenBank genome assembly. Lineage: Eukaryota; Viridiplantae; Streptophyta; Magnoliopsida; Aquifoliales; Aquifoliaceae.